AAUCACAAAAAAAUCUGAAGGGGGAUUUUUGCUGUAUCUUGGCUCAGAUGUUCCUUCUCAGCUCGGGUUAGCUGGUCCAGAUGUCGGAGGACCAGAGGCACCAGCUGUCGGACGCCUCCCGGCGGGGGGAGGCGGGUCUGGAGGCGGGGGAGGGCGACACGGAGCCCAGCAUGCUGCUGCAAAAACUCAAGAGCAACAUCUCGAAGAGUGUUCAGACCAAAGUGGAUCAGAUCCUGCAAGAAGUUCAGCGUUUCUCUGACAACGACAAGCUGUACCUGUACCUCCAGCUGCCCUCAGGACCCAGCUCCGGAGACAAGAGUGGUGGGGACUCCAGUUCGUUCAACACAGCCGACCAGCUUCACACGUGUAACUGGAUCCGAAGUCACCUGGAGGAGCAUUCUGACACCUGCCUGCCCAAACAAGACGUCUACGAGACAUACAAGAGAUACUGUGAGAACCUGCAGCAUCGUCCUCUCAGCGCCGCAAACUUCGGGAAGAUCAUCAGAGACAUUUUCCCCAACAUCAAGGCUCGACGGCUCGGCGGCAGAGGACAGUCCAAGUACUGUUACAGCGGCAUCAGGAGGAAGACCGUUCUCAACAUGCCUCUACUGCCCAACCUGGACCUGAAGAACGACCCGGCCGAACUGACCGAGCUGGUCCAGACGUACAAACAGGAAGUGACAGAGGCGGCGUGCGAGCUGAUCUGCGAUUGGGCCCAGAAGAUCCUGAAGCGUUCGUUUGACACGGUGGUGGAGAUCGCCCGGUACCUGAUCCAGGAGCACAUCGUGAACCCUCGCUGCAGCCAGGCAGAGCUUGUCACCUCUGCAGCCCUCGCAGGAGGUCCGGCCAAAACACACAAAGUCAUCAAGAAAACGCCGGUGAUCUCUAAAGCAGAGAGCGACGGAGCAGAUCUGAAGAGGGACCUCGGAGACUCUUCCUCCUUGUCUUCGCUGAAACUCCCGUCAGGAGAGAAAUCAGCCGCAGCCAAACCUUCCUCCCUGGAUGCUCCGCCUCCUCCCUCCUCUUCCUCCUCCUCUUCUCUUCGCCCUGCUGUCGAGGCCUUCAUGAAGCAGCUCCCCAGAAUCCUCCCCCGCAGCUCCAUCCCUGAUAAGACCCAGCUCUCGGUCCGCUCCUCUCCCCCAUCACUGGCUCCCAAAGACGCCUCAGGUGUGGGGGUGGCUUCGGGACCAGGAGGCCCUGCUGCUGCCGCCGCUGCCAGCGGUGGUGGGGUGAAGGUCAUUGCCAUGGCGACAUUGCCCCAGCAGCAGGGCGCUCCUGUUCCGGUGAUGAUCCUUCCUCAGCGAUGUCUGUAUGAGAGGGACAAGGUCACACCGCCACAGCCGCCUCCUCCUCCUCAGCAGCAGCAGCACGGCCCCGCAGCCCCGACCUCAGUGGUGCAGAAAGCCCGAGCAAGUGCUAGCAAACGCCCCCUGGAGGUGACGUCCGGGGGCGGCGGUGCUGUGGGUCUGUCUGGUGGCUCUGCCGCCAACACUCCCCCGGUGAAACGGAAACGUGGACGACCAAGAAAACCUCGACCAGAGGACGCCCUGCCUGCUCCUCUUCCUCUUCCUCAACCUGCAGUUCUUCCUCCACAGCCUCCCUCUCUACCGCCUCCCUCUCACCCUCCCAUCAUCACCUCCCUGACAGGCGGCGUCAUACAGAAGGCCUCCUCCUCCUCGCAGCCGGUGCUCGAGCUGGUGAUUCAGGACCAGCCGGGUCUGGUUUUGAGCCACCUGCCUGCAGUAUCUGACCCAGCUCACCGGCUGUUGGAGCACCGCGGGGUCGUGGUCCAGUGUCAGCCAGGCGGAGCGGGGGAGCCGGACCACCACAGCAGGCCUCUGCUGCUGUUCCACAGUCCGGGAAACCCAAACUGGGAGCUGGCGCCGCCUGGAAGGAACCCGAUGGUGGAGGUCAUCCAGAAAGCUCCGAGGCCAAGCAAUAACAACAGCAGCAGCACCGCUGCACCCGCAGCACACCUCCACCCUCAUCACCCUCUCCCUCUGCCCACGCUGCACGAGGAGCGGGGCGAGGUGGAGAUCACCCUGACGCCGCUGGAGAUGCCCGUCGGCCAGCCGCUGCCUUCCUCCUCCACCUCCUCUCCUCCUUGUGCUGCUGCUCCGGCCUCCUCUUCCUCCUCCUCGUCCUCCAUCACGUUGAAGCCUGAGGAGGAGGAGAAGGAGGAGAGCUCCUCUCAGAGAGGACACUAGCACUCACCUUUCUUCUUCCUUCUCUUUGUAUUUUCUAUCAGCCGACCUCCCUUACUCAGCUGUUACCUCACGCUAAAACGAAACCCCGCCCCUUUACCUCGCCUUUUCCUUAUUGGUGGAAAUCCCAGAUUGGCCUCGGAGAGAGCCAAUCAGGAGGAUAAAUGAAGCCAACGUUCCCUCCAUCAGCUGCCAUUGCACUUAUAACCAGACUGGACGCUUCAGAAACCUGUGAUACUUUACCUGCAUGUCUGUACGUCUAAAACCAGAAGAUCCACUCCUCAGGUGGCCGGGACAGAUUUGAACCUUCCUCCCUUCCUUGCUUCCUCCUUUCCUUGCCACCUCGUAUUUUUCACAACUCCUCGGGUUUGAUCUUUAAGGACAGAAUUCUAGAAUGUUGUCUUUGAUCUUUAAGGACAGAAUUCUAGAAUUCUGUCUUUGAUCUUAAAGACAGAAUUCUAGAAUGUUGUCUUUGAUCUUAAAGACAGAAUUCUAGAAUGUUGUCUUUGAUCUUUGACGACAGAAUUCUAGAAUGUUGUCUUUGAUCUUAAAGACAGAAUUCUAGAAUGUUGUCUUUGAUCUUAAAGACAGAGUUCUAGAAUGUUGUCUUUGAUCUUUAAGGACAGAGUUCUAGAAUGUUGUCUUUGAUCUUUGAGGACAGAAUUCUAGAAUGUUGUCUUUGAUCUUAAAGACAGAAUUCUAGAAUGUUGUCUUUGAUCUUUGAGGACAGAAUUCUAGAAUGUUGUCUUUGAUCUUAAAGACAGAAUUCUAGAAUGUUGUCUUUGAUCUUUGAGGACAGAAUUCUAGAAUGUUGUCUUUGAUCUUUAUAGAAAAAGAAACCACACGUAAAAAGAAAGAAGAGAAUAAUUCAAAGGAAAGCAGCGAAGAUACAUAGCAGGGGAAGAGGAGACGGACACUUCAGCCUGAAGAGGACAGAUACUGAGGGUACUACGGGUCAGAGCCUUGUGAAGGUUCUUUGUGUUAAAUAUGAAAAAUGACCUCUUCAGCAGAGUUCAGCUUCGAUUCACCGUCUUUCCUUUUAGGAUUAAUGCUGAAAGGGUUGGGGAUGUGGAACAUCUGCAAAAGCACGUCCAUAGAAACACAUCUGAGUUUAAAAGUGAAAGAACUCAACAGAAAGGAGGGAUGGAGUUUGAAAAAUCUUCUUCAUUGAAGGUGAAUCAAAGCUGGACUCUGCUCUCGUUUUCUUUAGAGGGUUUCUGUUCUAAACAGAUUUGGUUUGUUGUGUUCGUAUCAGUGGUUUAAGUUUCUAUUUCCUGUUCUGUGUGUGUGGAUGUUUGUUUGUGUCUGACACAGGGAGGGACAAGACACUUAAAUUUAAUGCUCUUAAAACCCACUCAUCAGAGAUAUCUCAUCACAGAUCCUUGAUAGCAUGAACGGUACCAAACCGGCGCUGCCCCCCCCCGCGACGGUUUAGGAUUCAUCCACUGAGAAAACUCGGUUUGAUCUCUGCUGUGUAGAACACAGAGCCGUGCAGGAGGUUGGAAACCUAAAAAACUAAGGAUCAAAUUCAGCGUUUGACGUAUGAAGCACUUCAGCAGGAAGAAAAUGCAAGCCGGCCAAGCAAGCUUGUUUCUAAGUGCCCAGUGUUGUUUUCGUGAAUCCUGAGUGGGCGCCACGUUAAUCCAAAGAAGUAAACACGGGGAUUAGAACGGAUCACGCCAAAUAAGCAAAUUGAUUAGGUUCUUGAUAAGAUUGGCUAACGGCAAACUUAAGCAGCUUACUUAAACUUCCUUAACUUAAACCCUUUUACCCAGAUCCUGAAAAACAAAAAGGUAUUCUUACACGGGACUUCCACCAGAUCCGUCUCUGUGCGCUCUCGUCCGUCAACACCCACCUGUUGUGUCUUGUGUAUCUGAUCCGGAGGACUCCGACCUGCCGAAUCAGAGACGCAGCCGGAACGCAACGGAGCGGAUCCAGUGGAGGUUAACACAUUGACUAGAAUAGAUGAGAUCCGGUGCUGUGAUGGAUCGGAGACGGAUCUGGUGGAAUUUGGCCUUUAGUUUUUCUCAGUGAAAACAUCCUGAAGUGCUCCUCGUUUUUAAAAAUCCCUUCCUUGGUUCUACUGCUGCACAAACAUGUCGGCCAUCUUUAAAGAAGGGAACGCAAACAACCCCCACACAUUAAAAAAAACUCAUCCGCAUAUUUCAAAUCCGGACAUUUAUGCUUCACCUGCAAGAGCUGACUCUGCAGUAUGUGAGGAUGAAAUGUUAAAGGGAAAACAUGUCGCGUUUUAAAACCAGAAAUAUGACCAGGAUAUUUUAAACUCUUUGCUGCGGACGCUUUUCAGUCAACGCCAAAUCGAAUCAGACGGUCAACCCUGUUCGGUCAGAGUUCCCUCCAUGCCAAACUCAUGAGACUGACGAUAGCACUUACACGGCCAUACAAUGUCCACCCCCUUCCUCCUUAUUCCCUGUGCAGCCUUUGAGGUAGAGCCACACACACGCGCAGGUAGAAGUCCCUUUCUGUUCGAUCCACUCAGGCUCAAAGCACAAAGAUACACGGAGAGAGCUAAAGGCAACCUAACGAUGCAGUAAACAGGAUGUUUUUAUGAGGGAUACGUUAGCUUCUGUAGCACCGACGUUUAGUUGUCAUAUGUCGCCAUGCACCUUUUGCACUAACACUUUCAUUUCCUCUGAAACAACGUCAGGAUCAGCAAUGUGAUGUCACCGUGACCGCACACGAAUCUGUCUUUGUCGUCUUCUUUGGGUUCGUUUUUCUUGGGGUGACACUCAGAGGGGCUGUGAGCCGGGCGCCAGGGCUACAAACACUGUUACUUCACGAACACCCUGACAUCCUCCUCUUCUUCUUCACGGAAACACGUCGUCCUCGCGGCAACAUCACAUUGCUAACACAUGUUCUUCACCUCUGCCAAACUGCCUCUUGCUCCAUGUAGGGCUACCUUCUCUUCAUCCUUGGUGCUAAUACCUUUGACCCUCUCUGUUUCCACCCAUCAGUUACAUUUUAUUACAAAAAAACAAACAAAAACAAGAAAAAAAACUUUCAGUCAACGCUCGACCAUCGGACAGAAUUCUAGAAUGUCGUCUUUGAUC
Notolabrus celidotus (New Zealand spotty) is the source of this 5275-nucleotide messenger RNA. RefSeq names its product DNA-binding protein RFX5-like. Gene Ontology annotation, molecular function: DNA-binding transcription factor activity, RNA polymerase II-specific; RNA polymerase II cis-regulatory region sequence-specific DNA binding. The transcript has 11 exons. Gene Ontology annotation, biological process: regulation of transcription by RNA polymerase II. The record is from RefSeq and is a predicted model, not a curated record. Lineage: Eukaryota; Metazoa; Chordata; Actinopteri; Labriformes; Labridae. Bases 81 to 2207 code for a protein of 708 amino acids.